GAAAAUAAAAAGGAGACCUAUUUGAUACCUUUCUCUAAAUUUUUAUGUAGAUACUCCUCGCAGUCUUGCCUCUCUCAAGUUGAAAACCCUCUCUCUCUCUCAAUUCUCAAACAAUCAAAUUCUGAGUUGUAAAGCUUCAGAAGUUAUGGGAAAGGACUCCAAGUCUAAGGAUUCUGGAAGCAAGGGAAAGGGUAAACAGGCUGCUGGUGGAAGUGAGGAUAAUGCUUCGAAAGGAAAAGGAAAAGGUGGGAAAGGAGAUGGCCUUGGAACCUGCACAUAUGUUAAAGCAAGGCAUGUCUUAUGUGAGAAGCAGUCAAAGAUUAAUGAAGCAUACAAAAUACUACAGGAAGGCUGGCUGAACAACGGAGAUAAAGUUCCACCAGCUGAGUUUGCUAAGGUAGCUGCAACUUACUCGGAAUGCCCCUCAGGAAAGAAAGGUGGGGACCUGGGAUGGUUUCCACGUGGCAAGAUGGCAGGCCCAUUUCAGGAAGUUGCCUUCAAUACCCCUGUUGGAGCUACCAGUGCACCCUUUAAAUCAACACAUGGAUACCAUUUCAUUUUAUCUGAAGGGAGGAAGAACUGAAAUCUCUGAGCAUUUAGAUAGACAUGGGAUAGUGGCAGUUGUAGCAGAGAACCGACUAUUUGGUCAUCUGAUACUUAUUGCUGAGACUAUCUUCUGGUUAAGUUAAUAAAAUACAACUGCUUUGUGGAUUGCAAGUGUAAUGAUAAAACAAGUAAACAUGUCAAUGAUUGGAUCAAAGCAUCUUACUGGCUCAUGUGUGUUAUUUUGAAGUCUAUGAUCUCGUACUCAUUGAACUACCACAUUGUGAGAAUGAGUUACAAAGGGUGAAUUGUUUAUAGCGCUUAGAUUGACCAAUUGAUUAUCAUCCUUGAAACAUCGUUGCUAUUGCUGAA
Molecule: messenger RNA, 915 nt
Organism: Solanum pennellii
Lineage: Eukaryota; Viridiplantae; Streptophyta; Magnoliopsida; Solanales; Solanaceae
Product: peptidyl-prolyl cis-trans isomerase NIMA-interacting 4
Exons: 5
Coding region: 146-583 (145 amino acids)
Biological process (GO): rRNA processing
Molecular function (GO): DNA binding; peptidyl-prolyl cis-trans isomerase activity
Source: RefSeq, a predicted model, not a curated record